GCCAAGCCCCGCCUCCCUCCGCUGCCGAUUGGAUCAGGUGGCCCGCCCUGCCAAAGCCAUUGGGCGACCCGGGUGUCAAUCAGCCCACAGUCGGCGCCGCCUGAAGUUUUCCGAGUCGAUCAAGCGGGUCGUCGUCGUCGUCGGCCGAUCCGGUGUCGUGGGGCUGAGGCGGCUGCGAGCAGGCUGGGGUCUGCGGCCUGCGGCGAUGCUGCGCGCUGGGGCCGGGGCCGGGGCCGCCCCGGGGGCCGUGAGCCUGCAGCUUCGGUUCAGCAACGUCAGGGACUGCUUCCUUCACCUGGCCUCCCGGCCCGUGUCCCAGCUGCGGCUGCAGGAGUGCCAAGCAAUUGAAUUGUCCUGGGAUCUUGAGCAGAGAGCAUUCCUAAGCUGGGUGGGACGCAGAUCUACUGGAUUUGAAGAAGAAAAUGUUGUAGAGAUCAGUAGACAUCUUGGACAAAAACUUGGCAUCAAAGAUGGAGAACAGGUAUUUCUCAGGGCUUGUGCACAAGUCUCUUCCUGUCAACAAGCAGUUGUGGAACCUCUGUCACCUGAUGACUGGGACAUAUUGGAGCUCCAUAGUACAUCACUUGAGAGACACAUCAUGGACCAGAUCAGGAUAGUCUUUCCUGGAGGAAUAUUUCCAUUGUGGGUAGAGAAACAUACUGUAAUAUAUUUUAAAGUUGGCUCUAUAACACCUGCUGCUACAUACGGAAGGUUGGAACCCUACACUGAACUCAUUGUCUCACCCAAACUGCGCCACAUUGAAGAAAAUUCUGAAAGCAACGUUUUAAGUGAAGAUUUCAACUUGAACAGUAACAGAAUACACCCUGAAAUAUUAGAGAAGUCCAGGAUUGAGUGUUGUUCCAAGGGUUUGUGUAGUCAACAUGGAAUGAAUGAACAACGUACAACGACACCUCAAGACAUUUCCCGGAAAAACAUCAUAUCGGAUAUAUGGCAUUUGAUAAGAAGUAUAUUCCCUGUAAAUUCGGAAGUCCCAGAAAACCAUCCUUCCAAAGCUACUGACCUAGAUGAAUUUUUAAGCACCUUUUCCAGGUCCAUUGAAAUAGAUUCAAUAUUCAGAGUAUGUAAAGGAUUUCCUUAUAAUUCAGAGGUUCAUGACUCAUUACCAUGGAACCAAAGGCAGCCUGAUACAGUUCAUAUCUUUCCUUGUCAUGAAGAUGUGCUUACUCUGAACAGCAGUGAUACACAGAUUAUUUAUGGAAAACUAACAAAGCUUUUGUCACAUAGACAACACAAAGAACUAUCCAAGCAAGAUGUACAAACAAAGAAAAAUGCAGUUAGUGAUGGAAGUGACACAAAAAACAGAAUGACCAAAACAGAAGAAAAUGAAUCCUGCGUAGUUAAAAUAAUUACUCAUGGGUAUGAACAUCUAAUAUUUAAAUCUGCAGGUUUUCACACUGGAAAAGUUUGGAUUCCAGAUAGAUUGAGGAAGAAGCUGAAAGUGGAGGCAUCUGCUGCAGUAAGGAUAACUUCAUUAAAAUUAGAUCCAUUUCUUCCAACCAGUAUUCGGUUGCAACCAUUGCAAAAACUGCCAGAGGAGAUUAAAGACGAUGAUGUUAAAUCCUCCUUCAUCUCAUGGCUCAGUAAUGUCAGCUCUGACAAUUUCCCAUUUUUUGCAGCAUUAUCAAAUCUUGUGGGAAUACAGGUUGCUGAACGGGAGAUUGAAUUUAUGCUGUUUGUGGAACAAGUUGUAGGAAAGUCAAAAACUGAAGGGAAUGAAUGCUUUUUAUUGUAUCCCAGCUUAAUUAACAAGGUUGAUAUAAAGGUGAUUAUACAGCCUCCAGUAAAUGACUCCAUUGAAGUAAAGACUGUGGAUGAUAUUGACCAGAUGUUGCCAUUUCACAAAUUGAGUUGUUUAGGUGCAGUUCAUGAGCUUGCCACAUCAGCCUUUGAGCACAUCUCUCUCAGCCUAUUGGGCCAGCCACUUUCUUGGGAAAUUGCCUCUGCUGCACAAGGUCUCCGCAGUGGGGCUCUGUUACUUACAGGAGUAAAGGGUAGUGGGAAAACUACUUUAGCAAAGGCUAUCUGCAGAGAAGCAGCAGAUAAACUGGAAGCCCAUGUGGAGAUUAUCGACUGUAAAACUUUGCAAGGUAAAAGGGCUGAAACUAUUCGUAAGAAAUGGGAGGAAGCUUUCAUGGAAGCAGCAUGGAGACAGCCUUCUGUAGUUCUGUUGGAUGACUUGGAUCAUAUUGCUGGUUGUGUCUCUGCUUCUGAACAUGAACACAGUGCAGAGGCUAUUCUCAGCAGGCAGCUUUCUCAAAUCUUGAAGUAUUUGGUUGCUGAAGCAGUUUCACACGGGACUGUCAUUGCACUGAUGGUCACAAGCAUUUCUGAGCAUUCCCUGCAUCCCUCCCUAGUUUCUGCUGAAGGAUCUCACCUAUUUCAGUGUAUUCAGAAUAUUCCACUUCCAGACCAGGAUCACAGAGUACAACUAUUGACCUCUGUAAUUCAAAAUAAGACUAUUAUUUCAUUGAAGACGUUACAGAGCAUUGACUUUCAAAAACUGGCUAAAGCUACUGAAGGCUUUGUAGCAAGAGAUGUUGUCAUGCUGACGGAGCGAGCUCUGCACUCACAUUUAUUAACUGGCAAAAACAAAGAACAAGAAGUACAUUUGACAACGUUGAACUUUCUGCAUGCCCUUGAUGGAUUUGUACCAACUUCUCUAAGAAAUGCUAACCUUCACAAACCCAAAGAUUUGGGCUGGGACCAAAUUGGAGGUCUGCAUGAAGUCAAGGAAAUCCUUAAAGAUACCAUUCAAUUAUCUGUCAAGUAUCCGCAGCUGUUUGCAAAACUACCCAUCCGAAUGCAAUCCGGAAUCCUGCUGUAUGGAGCACCAGGAACGGGAAAAACGUUAUUAGCCAGUGUCGUCACCAAGGAGAGUGGAAUGAACUUUAUUAGUAUUAAGGGCCCUGAGCUGCUGAGCAAAUAUAUUGGUGCAAGCGAACAGGCAGUUCGUGAUGUUUUCAGUAGGGCAGAGGCAGCCAAACCUUGCAUUCUUUUCUUCGAUGAGUUUGAUUCCAUUGCACCUCGCCGGGGCCAUGACAACACUGGGGUGACUGAUAGAGUCGUUAACCAACUGCUCACACAAUUGGAUGGUGUAGAAGGCUUGCAAGGAGUCUAUGUUUUGGCUGCCACAAGUCGUCCAGACUUGAUUGAUCCUGCUUUGUUGAGGCCAGGUCGUCUCGAUAAAUCUGUGUACUGCCCGCUUCCUGAUCAGGUGGCACGCUAUGAGAUUCUGAAGGCAUUGAGCCAGACUUUACCUUUAGCGGAUGAUGUUGACUUCCAGCAAAUAGCAAGCAUGACAGAAUACUUUACUGGGGCUGACCUGAAGGCUUUGCUCUGUAACGCCCAGCUGGAUGCCAUUCACAGCUCUCUGUCUAGUGUACUACGAGAUGCACAUUCAGGCUCUGAUAGUGAUGUGAGCUUAUCUUCCAUGAUCUUCUUGAAUCAUAGCAGUGGUUCUGAUGAGUCUGUGGGGGAUGUAGAAGGAGGUUUUGAACACUCCCCGGUUUACCUGGAUACCAGUGAAAUAGUACCUGAUGAUCCAUGCCCUAAUAUCUGGCGCCUUUAUUUCGGUAGCUCGUACGAAUCAGAACUGGGAAAUGGAACCUCUUCAGAACAGAACUCUCAAUGUUUGUCAGGACCAAACUCCCUGACCCAUGAUCACACCAUUACAUCUGCAAGGGACACCAUAUCUUCUCACCUCCCUUCAUACAUGUUGUCAUUGCAAGAAGGAUACCAGGAGCUGACUCAGGAGCAAGUAGAACAACUAUGGAUUGAGCUAAACACUAUUAAAGCAAAUUUGAAGAACAAGAACAUGGAGACCACUGCUCACAAUCAAUUGGGACCCAACAAUACUUCACAACUGAUUUGCCAAUCCCACUUACUGACAGCACUUGCAAGUACAAGACCCUCUAUCAGUCUGCAAGAAUGGCGUAACUUCACUGAAAUGUAUGAGAACUUCCGAAGAUCGAGAGACCACAAGCAGAGCACAGUCAUUGUUAAGCCUGGACAAAGAGUUACUUUGGCAUAAGAAUUUACUUUUUAAAAUCAAACUCUAUUCAAGAACAUAUUACAAGUGGACUAGAAACCAAAGUUAAGCUGAAAUAUACUUUCCAAGAUGUUAUUGUCAUUGCUGCUUUAAUUUAAAACAAAUGUAUUUUUUUUUACAGGGGAAUGUGUGCAACAGAUGUUUUGCCUUGUAAUUCAAUGUAAUUGCUUCGUAAUUAAAUGCUUUG
Messenger RNA from Pristis pectinata (smalltooth sawfish), 4256 nucleotides. It is a transcript of the gene pex1, whose product is annotated as peroxisomal biogenesis factor 1. Bases 206 to 4051 code for a protein of 1281 amino acids. Gene Ontology annotation, cellular component: peroxisome; cytosol; peroxisomal membrane. Gene Ontology annotation, biological process: protein import into peroxisome matrix. NCBI's taxonomy places the organism in Eukaryota, Metazoa, Chordata, Chondrichthyes, Rhinopristiformes, Pristidae. Gene Ontology annotation, molecular function: ATP hydrolysis activity; ATP binding. The record is from RefSeq and is a predicted model, not a curated record. The transcript has 24 exons.